UCAAAGACAGCAUCCAAUCUUUGUUCAAUUAAAUUGUAUUUAAUUUAUGAAAUAUAUUUUACAAACAAUAUCGAUAAUUAUUAAAAACAAACAUUUUUUCGUGUAAACAGCACUAAUAAAAUUCAAUCUUUCAACUUCGAGGUUAUACACUGCGGCUUCAAAGCUGCCAGAAGCUGACAUGUCGAAAUCAAUUACUUGCACUUAAAAAUCCGACGCGGGUAUCCUAAAAAACAUGCUGCUUACUAAAAAGCAAUUGCACAGAGCAGGAAAAAGUGUGCGGCUAGCCUAAACUCAAUAGAAAAACCCUGUAUAUAAGCUUUGUAAGAGAAUGGAAACCCAAGUUGACCAGGAAUAUGAUGCCGAACAGCAACAAACGACAAUUAAACUUGAAUCCGAUUCGGACAAUGAACAGGAGAUCGUCAUUUCCACAACUACCAGUGAUGCACUCCUUGCCAGUUUGCAGAUGACAUGCCCCGAUAGUGAAGAUUCGUCCAAUGUUUUUCCGGGAAUAACCGAAAUGCCAAGUGCGGUUGCUUUGCACAAUGAGAGCUCUAUGCCAGAAUUUGAACCAUUUAUGAGUAUGUUUACAUCGCUAUCAAAGCAAAUCGCAAACUUUCACGAAACAACCGAUCGCGUCCAAAAGGAUGCUUCGACCAUUAUAGACCGUUUGGAACGAGUCGAGAAAAAAGUGUGCAUUUCGUUAGAAACUUUUAAAAAGGUGAAAGAUAUUGUUGUGAAGAAUGUUCAACCUUCGGAAAAGUCAAAUUUCAUUUUUAAAACGAUAACCAACGAAGAGGAGUUCACAGGGUUCGAUUCCAAGCUUGGCACAGAUAUGAAAUACUAUGAAAAUAUUAAAAAGGGACUUAACAACCAUAUUCCAGCACCGGAUCCAAAUAACCGAAUGCAUCAGAUGAUAGAUUUGAUUUUCGACCGAACAUUUAUGGCACAAUGCAGUUGGUUUGGUACGGGGAAAAGAAUAGCUUUUGGACAACGAAAGAAUAUAUUGAAACUGUUUGAAGAUAUCGGCAGCCAUAAGUUUACUACCAUAAGUGAAAUGUACGUAAAAAAGUUUUUAACAAGAAAGCUGAUUCAUGCCAAGCAAAGGUUAAACGUGAAACAUACUGAAAAGUCGGUUUGUCAUAAGCGAAAAAGAAAUUCUCCUUUGGAACGAGUCGAGGAAAAAGUGGGCAUUUCGUUAGAAACUCUUAACAAGGUGAAAGGUGAACCUUCGGAAAAGUCAAAUUUCAUUUUUAAAACGAUAACCAACGAAGAGGAGUUCACAGUGUUCGAUUCCAAGCUUGGCACAGAUAUGAAAUACUAUGAAAAUAUUAAAAAGGGACUUAACAACCAUAUUCAAGCACCGGAUCCAAAUAACCGGAUGCAUCAGAUGAUAGAUUUGAUUUUCGAUCGAACAUUUAUGGCACAAUGCAGUUGGUUUGGUACGGGGGAAAAAAUAGCUUUUGGACAACGAAAGAAUAUAUUGAAACUGUUUGAAGAUAUCGGCAGCUAUAAAUUUAAUUCCGUUAAUCAAAUGUACGUAAAACAGUUUUUAACAAGAAAGCUGAUUCAUGCCAAGCAAAGGUUAAAUGUGAAACAUAUUGGAAAGUCGGUUUGUCAUAAGCGAAAAAGAAAUAUGGCAACAGUCACUCAAUUCGAAAAUCAAACGAAAUAAAAAUGGAUUAACCUGAUUAACCGCCAAACGUACCAAACGUACAUUUUAUUCAAGACAACACAAGAAAA
Anopheles funestus (African malaria mosquito) is the source of this 1740-nucleotide messenger RNA. RefSeq lists its product as uncharacterized. The record is from RefSeq and is a predicted model, not a curated record. The transcript has 2 exons. The coding region runs from base 329 to 1672 and encodes 447 amino acids. NCBI's taxonomy places the organism in Eukaryota, Metazoa, Arthropoda, Insecta, Diptera, Culicidae.